Messenger RNA from Nerophis lumbriciformis (worm pipefish), 1804 nucleotides. RefSeq names its product DAP3 binding cell death enhancer 1 (gene dele1). Lineage: Eukaryota; Metazoa; Chordata; Actinopteri; Syngnathiformes; Syngnathidae. Gene Ontology annotation, biological process: extrinsic apoptotic signaling pathway via death domain receptors. Gene Ontology annotation, molecular function: protein binding. The record is from RefSeq and is a predicted model, not a curated record. Gene Ontology annotation, cellular component: mitochondrion.
CUUUUGAAGACAAGUCGUUCCUUCGCGUGUAUAACGAAUGAAUACUAAUACCUCAUAACCGCCGUGGAAACUUACAAAUGUCUACUAGAAUGUCUUCCAAGUGGACAUAAUUCGUCCUGUGAGGGAGGACAAGAAGCAUGUGGAGAGCUAAAGGACUCGUGUGGCGAGUGCUGCAUCGGUACCACACCAGCACGCCACUACGUCUGCCUCAGAACCACCAAUUCGAAGAUGAGGUCAUCAACACCUCCACCGUGCUCUCCACGUCUCUUAACUCCUCAGACAGCAGCUCCCAGAAAGAAGAUGAUGGCGAGAGGAGGAAGAAGAAACAAAGAGCCUUCAAGUUCAGCUCACCUGAGCUGCCACAUUACACAGCUCUUGACGCCAUGGGUUGGGGUGCGGCGGCGGUGCUUUUCAUGCAGAUCUGCCGGAAAGUCCACUCUCGAUUCUCUUCAGGCACGGACCCCAGUCCAACCUUGUCGGCACCGUCCACUCUGCACCACUGUGGCUACCGCCUCCUGCUGGAGAUCCUGUCCAGGAAGGAUGUGGUUCCAAGAAGAAGUCAUGUGUUGUGCCUGCACAGUCAGUCUACGGAUGAGGGCAUAAGCAGCAGCAGUAGUGGUCCAAUCGCCAGCAGUGAGCAGAACCACCUGUACACUGACACCUCCACACUAGGCCACCAGGGGCCGCCAGGCGAGGGUCCACCUUUCCAAGGUAUGUUCAAGGGAUAUUUGGACCUGGAAGCUUCGAGCCUGUUGGAAAAUGUCUGCAAGAAAGAUGAGGCGGAGGUUAAACGUGCUCAUGCUAAGGAUGUGUUUUCAAGCGAGGAGAGGCUGGCAGAAGCGGCACAGAACCUCAAAAAAGUGGCAGACACCAACAUCCCAGUCAUCCUGAACAUUAUUGGUCUGGAGAGAGCAAAGAGCGAGAACUACGAGGAAGCCUUCGUCUGUUUCGUGGCAGCAGCUCAGCAAGGCUACAGCAAGGCUGAGUUUAAUACUGGUGUGUGUUACGAGAUGGGCCGAGGAGUCAACAAGGACAAGGAGAAGGCGUUCCAUUACUACUGGCGGGCAGCAGUCGGGGGUCACAAACAGGCUCAGUAUCGUUGUGCAAAGCUGCUUCUGACUCGGGAGCACCAAAGUAUAGACCAGCUGAACGUCGCCAUCAACCUCCUGGAGCAAGCUGCUGCAGCUGACCUGACUAAGGCUCAAUUGUGCCUGGCUUCUGUGUACGCCCGGGAGCCGGUGAGAGAUGGGAGCAAGUCUGUCCACUACCUGCAGAUGGCAGCAAAGAGCAGAGAUGGUACUGCUCUGCUCCUGUUGGGUCAGUGCUAUGAGAGUGGCUUUGGGGUGCAGCAGAACCUGAGGACAGCCAUGCACUUGUACAGACAAGCUGCUCAAGCAGGCAACAAGCAAGCUGGUCUCCUAGUGACGUCUCCCACUGAGACGGACGUGUUGCGCUCCAUCCGAUCUUCACCGUGUUUCGCCGCGUCCGACCUCCACCCCAAGCGGCCGCUCUCCUCUCUGGCCAGCCGUGUGCUCGCAGACACCGGUCCCUCCGUCACCCUUCCCUUCCUGCCUCACUCCUGGAGCACAGGCAGCAUGGAUUGCCCUCCAUCAAUGUCCUCCACUCCUCUUCACCUUCAUCCCCAAAUCCGAGAGGGAAAACCGUGCCAGUGGAUCGUAGGGAUUGGAUAACCGCCAUCUCGGGUGGUUGGUUUCGUUCAGAUCAGGUUUGCUGGCCUACUUACAACGAUUAAGCUAUACUGUCUCUUUUUUACUUGAAGACUAUUCCCUGUCGUUGUUUUUUU